Molecule: messenger RNA, 894 nt
Organism: Dothidotthia symphoricarpi CBS 119687
Lineage: Eukaryota; Fungi; Ascomycota; Dothideomycetes; Pleosporales; Dothidotthiaceae
Exons: 3
Coding region: 1-894 (297 amino acids)
Molecular function (GO): peptidase activity
Source: RefSeq, a predicted model, not a curated record
AUGGGGUCCGAGACUUUUGCACAGUUGACCAAGGCUGGCGGAGCUGCCUACAAAUCCGUCACACAGAAAUGGCAGGAAAGAAAGAACCGCCAAUCGACAGCAGUUGCAGACGAGCAGCUGGCAGCAGCCGUUCGCGAGAAGAAUGAUGACCUCCAGCGGAUUGCAGCGAAAGUCGCGGGUGAUUCAGCUGCCGAGAUGACACCGCUAGUCUGCCAACCUCAAGCGACCUACAGCGCGGUAUUCCUGAUAACCACUCCAAUUGCUUAUGGAAAAUUCGAACUUUCCAGAAGAUCGUAUGAACUUCUGGGCAAGCAUGUCGGUAUGAGCAUGAACAGUGUUAGCCAUUGGGCGGUGUGCGUCAUCAAUCGCGGGCUUGGGGUCAGUUAUACGUAUGACUUGAUGAGCGACCAGUUGGAGCUCGCGAUGCUGGGAAAAAACUAUUUUCGGGUGUAUGAAGUCACAGACGACUUCAUUGCGUCGUGGAGUUCUUGUUAUUACGUCGGCGAGACUACAAAGAAACAUGAGGAGAUUCAAGAACAUGGUCAGGCUUUCAUAGCCGCAAACCAACGCUACAAGGUGACCUCAAACAACUGUCAGCACCUUGCUGGGGCUAUGGUCCAAGAUCUUUGCAAUGGCAAAGUCAUCAGCCAGGCGAAGUUGGACGAAGAACUGCGCCUUGUUUCACCAAAGAUGGCGCGAGAUCUGAUGGUAGCAAAAUUAAGGUCCAGGUUCGAGGUGGAAGACCAGAAAGAGGAUAGCGACUCUGUGAAGCAUGAUGUUGACUCCAUUAAAGAGUUGUGGAGCAGAAUCAAACACAGGCCAAGUCAGGUUGACUCUAGUCUCGAGCCUUCGCCGCCGCCAUUACCCCCUCGCACCGCUUCCGGAUCUAGAUGA